GGCUGCUUGUUGUUCCCGCAGAGAGGCGAGAAGAUGGCGGCCGUGUCAAGCGGAGGUGCUGCUGGGUCCGCUGCGGCCGGGAUUACGCACUCUGGCCGACCGACCCACGCAGGCAUGGGCUCCCAAAACCGAGCCCAGCCAUCCUCGGGGAUCACCCACUCCAGUCGUACCAGCACGGCCGCUGGGUGCAUCACCAAUCCUGGGCACACUUCGGUUACCAGGCCCCCCCCAGCCCGAGUGGGCCACUACGAAAUCGAGCGGACUAUCGGCAAGGGAAAUUUCGCGGUUGUUAAACUAGCCACACACAUCAUUACCAAAGCAAAGGUGGCUAUAAAAAUAGUGGAUAAAACCCAGCUGGAUGAUGAAAACCUGAAAAAGAUCUUCAGAGAGGUGCAAAUCAUGAAGUUGCUGAAGCACCCCCACAUAAUCCGCCUCUACCAGGUUAUGGAGACUGAGAGGAUGAUCUAUCUGGUAACAGAGUACGCUAGCGGUGGAGAGAUUUUUGACCACCUGGUAGCCCAUGGGCGUAUGGCAGAAAAGGACGCCAGGAAGAAGUUCAAACAGAUUGUGGCAGCAGUCCAUUUCUGUCACUGCCGCAACAUUGUCCACAGAGACCUGAAGGCUGAGAAUCUGCUGCUGGACCACAACCUCAACAUCAAAAUCGCAGAUUUUGGCUUCAGUAACCUGUUUUCACGAGGACAGCUGUUGAAGACAUGGUGCGGCAGUCCUCCGUAUGCUGCACCAGAACUCUUUGAGGGCAAGGAGUAUGACGGACCUAAAGUAGAUAUAUGGAGCUUGGGUGUGGUGUUAUACGUUUUGGUGUGCGGCGCCCUGCCUUUUGAUGGCAGCACUCUUCAAAAUUUGCGGGCACGAGUCCUCAGUGGCAAGUUCCGCAUUCCCUUCUUCAUGUCCACAGACUGUGAGUACUUGAUCAGACACAUGUUAGUGCUGGACCCCAGCAGACGGUUGAGCAUGGAGCAGAUCUGUAAGAACAAGUGGAUGAGACUAGGAGAUCCGGACCCAGACUUUGACAGGUUGAUAGCGGAGUGUGAGCAGGUGAAAACGGAGAGAGAGACAGAGCUCAUCAAUGAGCAGGUGCUGAUAGCCAUGUGUGAGAUGGGCCUCGAUCGAGAGCGCACACUUCAGUCCCUACAAACCGAUGCAUACGAUCACUACAGUGCCAUCUAUAGUUUGCUGGCGGACCGCCUGAAGAAAAACAAGACCCUGCGUGUUGCCCCGCCCACACCACGCUCGAUUACCUAUCCCAUCAACACUGUACAGACAGAUCCGCAGGGUAAUCCUGUUAGCAUGACCGUUCCCCAUGUCCAGCUUAUCAACCCAGAGAACCAGAUUGUUGAGCCGGAUGGCAGCAUGGCUCUGGACAGUGAUGAAGGGGAGGAACCAUCUCCCGAGGCCAUGGCUCGCUACCUUUCGAUGAGGCGGCACACUGUGGGAGUACCAGACCAAAGAACAGAGAUGCAGGAGGACCUCCAGAAAAUGCCACCAGGUUUCCCUCGCGGUGCAGCGCCCCAGCCUCCAUUCCCCCCACUGGCCCACAUUAUGGGCCAAAUGCACACUCUCAUGCCCACACAGAGCUUGCAACCCACACAGCAGCUGGAAUACAAGGAGCAGUCGUUGCUGCAGCCACCCACCCUGCAGCUGCUUAACGGCAUGGGGCCUCUUGGUCGAAGAGCUUCCGACGGUGGGGCAAACAUUCAGCUACACGCUCAGCUCCUCAAGAGGCCCCGGGGGCCCUCACCACUUGUUACCAGCCCGCACCCAAUCCCUGCAGUAGCUCCGGUGGAUGAGGAGGGUUCAGACGGAGAGCCAGACCAAGAAGCAGUACAGAGGUACCUGGCGAACCGCUCCAAGCGGCACACGACGCACGUGCUCACGAGCACAACGCAUGGCGAGCCCUCGGCAGAGUCGCAGCGGCCCCAGGGCCCCCGGCAGAGGGGGGGCUGGGCCCCCGACACACACACCCGAUCCAGCUAUAAGGACUGUAACACCCUUCAUCUCCCCAUGGAGCGCUUCUCACCUGUCAGACGGUUUUCUGAUGGCGCAGCCACCAUCCAGGCCUUCAAGGCUCAUCUAGAGAACAGCAGCCUCAUUAAACAACUCAAACAGGAGUGUGAGCAGCUCCAGAAAAUGUAUGCUGCCCAGCAGGAUGAGCGAUUCCUGGAGCACACCCAGCAACAGCAUAUCCUCUACCAGCAAGAGCAACAAAUCCUCCACCAGCAAAUCCAGAGUCUGUCUUUAGGCCAUGGAGAGAACCAGCCCAGUCAUCUAACCCACCAGCUUCAGAGGUUGCGUAUCCAGCCCUCCAGCCCUCCGCCAACACAUCCCAGCAACCACCUCUUCAGACAGCCCAACCAGAGCCCUCCGCCUGGCUCAGCAGGCAUAAUGCAAGGGCAUGGAGGUCCAUCACCAGUGCAGUACCAGCACGGUUCUCCAGCACUCUAUCAGGGCCAGAGUGGCAGCCCGCCUUCCACAGGCCUGCCUCAACAAGCAGCAUCUACUCGCCCAUUGGCACAGGGUGUACCUCAACAACAGCAGGUGACCAUUCAGGUUCAGGAAGUGGAGCUGGGAGGUGUAGCGCAGAGACAGGGCGGCUUUUUGUCCACACCAGGGCACAGAGUCCUGGGGAAGCAGCUUAGCGCAGACAACGCCGAGACGCACAGUCGCAGCCUUGGCCGCUUCACAUCGGGCUAUGACCAGGCUCAGUUCAAUCCCCACCUCUUCUCUGGCGACGCCACCUCCCGGGGCACCUCAGGAGUGGUCGGCUCUUACAGCCACUACCUGCAGGGAGCCUCCCUCAAUGUCCCUGGCCUGGAGGAUUACCAGAGCGGGGUGAUAGGGACCAGCAGCUACGGUACCCCCUCUACACUACAGCAGGCCCUGCUCUCGCCGACUCCUUUGGACUACCGCCCUCCCCAACAGCACGUCACUCCCACCCUGCAGGGCCUUCUGUCUCCCCGCCACUCUUUAACGGGCCACGCCGACCCCAGGCUGCCGCCCCCAGACCUGGCUGCCCUGCUGAAGAGGCAGAGCCCCCGACCGUGCCAAGCAACCCCCCCACCACCCAGCGCUGCACCCCAAGAGUAUGGAGAGAUGCUGCUUCUCCACCAGAUGAGCCAGAGUGACAGCUUGGAGCCACCAACACCGCAGGGUGCCUCCGGAGGCCAACACUACCACCAUCACCACCACCACCUUCUCCAGAUUCGACCACCAGAGGUCCAGCCACAGCAGAACCCGGCCCAGACACCUUGCCCCAGCUUACCUCACUCGGAAAGCAUGGAGGAGGAUGAGGCGCCCACUAACUACCACCACCCACACGAAGGCCUGCUGGCCAAGGCAGGAGAAGGUCUUGAGCUCCUGGGGCCUCCCCGAGGAGGCACCCCGCCCUACACCUCCCCUACACACAGGCAUGGUGCCUUCAUAAGGAAUGCUCCAGCAACUAGAGAAUCUGAGCACGUGGAGUGCAGGCCCCAAGGGCAGGCCAUGGAGGUGCCUGAUCUUAAUGGUGUGGGCUAUUCGCGAGGUCCCCAGGGUGACGCCUGUAGGUCACGUGGACAGCUACAGCGCCACCACACCAUCCAGACCUGUGACGAUGCCUAUGAUCAGGCAGAGCCCAUGUCGGGGAUGAGCCUGUUGGCCGGAAAGGCACUGAGUUCCGCUCGCAUGUCGGACAUUCUCAGCCAGACGUCACUGACAGGAAGCCAGCAGCUGCACCAGCGGGAAGAAUUGGUGUGUGAUGUUGAAGAGGAGCUCCAUGCAGCAGCCUGUUACCCAUCUUCCUGCACCAGUGACAUGCUCCUCAGCUACAAGCCCCCUGACCUGCAGUACAGCAUGGAGCAGGCCGGGGUCUAGCACAGGAGGGGUGUAUCCUGUGUACAGCGGUCCAUAUCAGCCAUCCUGAGUUGUGUUGACUUGAGUUGAGCAGCAUCACGCCAAACCACCGUUCUCUGCCCAAAUGGGGGGGAGGGGGGCUCUACGUCCAUAUGUCUGUCUCCAUCUGUCUUUGGGAGGGCAUUUUGUGCAAGAGAGGGGGAGUGCGGGUGGGUGUAGACAUUAGAGGGGUUGGGGUCACAGGUGGGGACAUGGGAUUCAAAGGUCAAUGUGCCAGCAUUUUCUGCACAGACAUCCAGCAUUCAUUGCCGCAUGUUGUCUCCUCUUUUCACCUCCCAUCAUGGGUAGAUUGGGGUUACACUCCUCCCUCUUUCGACUCAACCCCCCUCUCCCUCUCCCUCUGCAAACCUGUUCCCCCACGCCCACUUGAUGCCCUGACCUAAUCCUCCCCUUUCACCUUUUGUCUUCUAUUAAUUGUUGGCAUACUUCAUUAUGUGCCUCUUUGGCCAACGCAUUGAUACAGUCAUAGUUGCAGGAACAUAGAGUCCAACAACACAAAUAAACAUACACAAUGCUGCCACAAACCCAAAGUAUUUACAUAAGGUGUAUGUGUGUGAGUGUGUGCAUGACUGAGAUCAAGAGGUGAGCAGAGGAGAAAGGUGUCUUCGAGGUUCAGUCUGCUCCUCCAUCUCUCCCUUCUCUUGCUGUCCUGCAGCAGAUCAUUCCGGAGCGGCUUGGAAUCUCAUCAGCGGUGGCCCCUUCAUGGGCGGCGGGUGUUUUCUCUCCAAAGAUGGAGCUCAGUGACAUCGCACAGGACAAACGGCUCUCUCGUUGUGUUUAUUUUUCUUUCUUGUUCUAGCAUUCAUUUUCUUUUUUUCUUUUAAAAUUCAUUUUUACGGCUAAUGUCCAUGUAGGGCAUUAUGGUCAAUAUUGUUACUUUUAUUGUUAUAACUGUUUUCUUUAAAAGAGGUUUUAUUAUAAUGGAUAUUAUUAUUGUUAUUAUUAUUAAAGGAAAAACAGUUCUGUGUUGCAAGGAAGACAACAUUGUUCUUUGAUUACUUAAGUAAUUCUGCACUUUCGGUUAAACUACUACUCUCUCCGUCUGUCCCCCCUUUCGCAGUUCCUCGCUUCGUCAUGCUGUUACUCUGCUUUUCAAAUCCACCCUCUCCUCCUCCAGCCCUAGUGUUCCCCACCUUGGGUUCCUUCUUCCCCCUAUCCCAUGUCAGUGACGGUGUAUUGCAUUGUGGGUAGUUUUAACAGACAUUCGCUCCUUUCCUUCUACAGUUAUGCCAUGUAUAGAACGCUAUUGCAAUUUAUGUAUCAUCUUUUUUUGUUUUUAGAUGUCGGGGAGCUUUUUUAUAUUGGUAUUGUUUAUCAUUUGUAUUUUUGGAUGUCUUCAAAAUGUUUUCCUUUUGUUUCUUUGUUUUAUGAAUCUUGAGAUUUUUAGCCAAAAGAAGACAGAGAGAAAACAGACAGUGCUUUCUAUCUGUCUCGUAAAAAGAGAUUGUUCUUAUUUGUUAAAAUAUUAUUAUAUCAAGACACUUGAAUAAGAGGAGAGUAAUUAUUUUGUUGCUUUUUAAAGUAUCAUUUCAAUUGAUGUUGUGACUGUCAUUCUUGUUGUUAGGCCUGUUUUCUGUUAACAGGGUAGUUGUGGCAGGCUAUACAGGGUCCGGCUUUGUCUUUGUCUGGGUUGGUUCGGGUGCUACAGAGACUUGCUUCUCUAAAAAUAAAAUAAAAA
Messenger RNA from Etheostoma spectabile (orangethroat darter), 5587 nucleotides. It is a transcript of the gene sik3, whose product is annotated as SIK family kinase 3. Lineage: Eukaryota; Metazoa; Chordata; Actinopteri; Perciformes; Percidae. The record is from RefSeq and is a predicted model, not a curated record. Bases 34 to 3870 code for a protein of 1278 amino acids. The transcript has 26 exons. Gene Ontology annotation, biological process: intracellular signal transduction; protein phosphorylation; microtubule cytoskeleton organization. Gene Ontology annotation, molecular function: ATP binding; tau-protein kinase activity. Gene Ontology annotation, cellular component: cytoplasm.